Molecule: messenger RNA, 663 nt
Organism: Micropterus dolomieu (smallmouth bass)
Lineage: Eukaryota; Metazoa; Chordata; Actinopteri; Centrarchiformes; Centrarchidae
Exons: 5
Coding region: 1-663 (220 amino acids)
Biological process (GO): response to bacterium
Source: RefSeq, a predicted model, not a curated record
AUGAUGAACUUUACCUUGGUAAUAGCUUUACUCUGUACCUUCAGUUGGAUCUCUGUCUCAGUUUCUGAGUUGCACACUGUGGAGGUUCAGUCUGGUGAAGAAGUCGCACUGAUGUGUUCCAACUUUAGCAGCACGCCCUCUCACAUAAUCUGGUUCAAACUGGACAACAGACCCAAUGCCAGCUGCAUCUCCUCUAUGUUCAGCUCUGAUGCCAAUGCUUCGUUUUGUGAUGGAUUUCAAAAUAGCAAAUUUAAUAUGACGUCCAACACCACGACCAUCUUUCUCAAGAUCAAACAAGUGGAUUUAUCUGACUCUGGACUGUAUUUCUGCGGAUUUAUCUCAAAUGGAAACUCAGUAAUUAUCAGUGCAACUUAUCUGAAGAUUCAAGAAGCAUUUGAUGGAGGAACAAAGCUCACAAGUGUGAUCUUUGGUGCUCUGAUUAUUUUCCUCGUUAUGGUCGUCAUCAGUCUGGUUGUCCAAAUCAGGAAACUUCAUACAACUCAGAAAGAAGCACAGAAUCUACAACCCAGUGAGUUACAGAAUGUGGGCUCUGAUUCCCUGACCUAUGCAGCACUGAGUUUCCGCCCGAAAGUAAAAAUAAGCAGAAGGCCUGCAUCAGAGAACCAGCUGGAGCCAAAUGUUGUGUAUGCUGCCACCAGAUAA